CCUUUACUAUCAUCGUCCUUUGUCACGGUAUCCUAACUUCCAUAUAUACCUUAGAACAAGAGGAACUUUGUAAGGGACUGGCGACUCCCUCGGCCUGGGGAUUUGCUAGCAUAAUGGGGACCAUAGGCUGGGAUUUCCAGAGCGAGUUCGUCCUGGGAAUGCGCCCGGAAGCUCCGCACCACCACCUCUCAGAGUCCCAAAGCUCCUUUUAGCCUGAAGGACUCGUAUCCCGGGCAGGAGGUAAAGGAGAGCGGGUACGUGUGGUAAGAUGCACAGUUUUGAGGGACUAGGAGCUUUGGAGCAGAGCACCAAACGCCCCUAUCUUCCCCUCCCCCCCUCGCCUGCAGCUGUGGCAUGCCUGGCCUUCUCGGAAAGAGGACCCCCCUCCUUCCUCUUCCCCUAGUUCCUGCAUGCUCAAGGGAACCUGAGAAGCAGUGGGGCGAUAGGGGCUCCAGGCGGGAGGGGCUGGGAGAAUGGGUCGGAUCUCACUGGGGAAUCCUCAGUGACAGUAGGGAGCGGCACUUGAGGAGCCGGCUGAGUGGUGCCCUGCCCCAGGGAGGACACCCACAGCGCCCGGGAGGCCCGGAGGGCUCACAUGGCUGCGGAGUCGGGCCCACGUGCUGCGUUUGUUUUCAUUCAGCAGAAGCCGUGGCCGUCACCCCAUUGGUCGUUGCAUUCCGGCCCCGUUACAUAAUGAGCUCCGCCCCCCCCGGUCGCCCCGGCAACGCGUGUUCCCAUCUCUCCUCCCCUCAGUUGCCCCGGCCGGGCUGGCGUUUGGGGCCCAGCCCAGGACCUAGAGGCCCAGGAGGGGCGGGGCGGGGGCGGGGCUGCUGCUCUCGACUGACGGGAAGCGGAGAGGGCGGAGCCUCGAGUUCCGGGGUUCCUCGUUGGGGAGCCACGUGCAGGACGCACACGUGGAGUGGGGACGUGAGGCCGGCUGAGGGCCCGGCUCCCGCCCCGCCCCGCCAAGAUCUGGGUGAAGCUGGGCUGACUCACCGCCCCCGCCUGCCUCCUUUUCCUGUCCGCCUGCCUGGGGCCCCCUUCUCCCCAUCACCGAAGAAGAGUGGUGUCAUCACCUACAUUGGCUCCAGCGGCUCCUCCCCAAGCCGUACCAGCCCUGAGUCUCUCUACAGUGACAGCUCAAAUGGCAGCUUCCAGUCCCUGGCGCAAGGCUGCUCUGCCUACUUCCCACCGUCGCCCACAGGCUCCCUCACCCAGGACCCAGCUCGCUCCUUUGGGAGCGUUCCACCCAGCUUGAGUGAUGAUGGCUCCCCUUCUUCAUCUUCCUCCUCAUCGUCCUCCUCCUCCUUCUAUAAUGGGAACCCCCCCGGGGGUCUACAAGUGGCCCUGGAAGAUAGCAGCCGCGUGUCCCCCAGCAAGAGCACCAGCAACAUCACCAAGCUGAACGGCAUGGUGCUCCUGUGUAAAGUGUGUGGGGAUGUCGCCUCGGGCUUCCACUAUGGUGUGCAUGCCUGUGAGGGCUGCAAGGGCUUCUUCCGCCGGAGCAUCCAGCAAAACAUCCAGUACAAAAGAUGUCUGAAGAAUGAAAACUGCUCCAUUGUCCGCAUCAACCGCAACCGCUGCCAGCAGUGUCGUUUCAAGAAGUGUCUCUCGGUCGGCAUGUCUCGAGAUGCUGUGCGUUUUGGGCGCAUCCCCAAACGAGAGAAGCAGCGGAUGCUUGCCGAGAUGCAGAGUGCCAUGAACUUGGCCAACAACCAGUUGAGCAGCCAGUGCCCGUUGGAAACCUCGCCGGCCCAACAUCCGACCCCAGGCCCCCUGGGCCCCUCACCACCUCCCGCUCCGGCCCCCUCACCCUUGGUGGGCUUCUCCCAGUUCCCACAACAGCUGACGCCUCCCCGGUCCCCAAGUCCUGAGCCCACAGUGGAGGAUGUGAUAUCCCAGGUGGCCCGGGCCCACCGAGAAAUCUUCACCUAUGCCCAUGACAAGCUGGGCACCUCACCGGGCAACUUCAAUGCCAACCAUGCGUCGGGCAGCCCUCCGGCCACCACCCCACACUGUUGGGAGAGUCAGGGCUGCCCCCCAGUCCCCACUGACAACAAUAUCAUGGCUGCUCAGCGUCAUAACGAGGCCCUGAACGGUUUACGCCAGGCUUCCUCCUCCUACCCUCCCGCCUGGCCCCCUGGCCCUGCCCACCACAGCUGCCAGCAGCCCAACAGCAACGGGCACCGCCUCUGCCCCACCCAUGUGUACCCAGCCCCAGAAGGCGAAGCACCUGCCAACAGUCUACGGCAGGGCAACUCCAAGAACGUUCUGCUGGCAUGUCCCAUGAACAUGUACCCACACGGACGCAGUGGGAGAACCGUGCAAGAGAUCUGGGAGGAUUUCUCCAUGAGCUUCACACCUGCUGUGCGGGAGGUGGUAGAGUUUGCCAAGCACAUCCCUGGCUUCCGUGAUCUUUCUCAGCACGACCAGGUCACCUUGCUUAAGGCUGGCACCUUUGAGGUGUUGAUGGUGCGCUUUGCAUCACUGUUCAACGUGAAGGACCAGACAGUGAUGUUCCUCAGCCGCACCACCUAUAGCCUGCAGGAACUCGGAGCCAUGGGCAUGGGCGACCUGCUCAGUGCCAUGUUUGACUUCAGCGAGAAACUCAACUCCCUGGCGCUUACCGAGGAGGAGCUGGGCCUCUUCACCGCGGUGGUGCUCGUCUCUGCGGACCGCUCGGGCAUGGAGAAUUCCGCUUCGGUGGAGCAGCUCCAGGAGACGCUGCUGCGGGCUCUUCGGGCUCUGGUGCUGAAGAACCGGCCCUCGGAGACUUCCCGCUUCACCAAGCUGCUGCUCAAGCUGCCGGACCUGCGGACCCUGAACAACAUGCAUUCCGAGAAGCUGCUGUCCUUCCGGGUGGACGCCCAGUGACCCGCCCGGCCGGCCUUCUGCCGCUGCCCCCUUGUACAGAAUCGAACUCUGCACUUCUCUCUCCUUUACGAGACGAAAAGGAAAAGCAAACCAGAAUCUUAUUUAUAUUGUUAUAAAAUAUUCCAAGAUGAGCCUCUGGCCCCCCGAGCCUUCUUGUAAAUAACUGCCUCCCUCCCCCAUCACUGACCCUCCCAUCCUCCCCUAUUUAAAUCACUCUCCCACCCCUCCCUUAUUCUCUAGCCCCCCGAUUUGUUCUAUUCCUGUCUCAAAUCCAAUAGUUCACAGCUGA
Messenger RNA from Lontra canadensis (Northern American river otter), 3163 nucleotides. RefSeq names its product nuclear receptor subfamily 1 group D member 1 (gene NR1D1). The record is from RefSeq and is a predicted model, not a curated record. Gene Ontology annotation, molecular function: zinc ion binding; nuclear receptor activity; RNA polymerase II cis-regulatory region sequence-specific DNA binding. NCBI's taxonomy places the organism in Eukaryota, Metazoa, Chordata, Mammalia, Carnivora, Mustelidae. Gene Ontology annotation, biological process: cell differentiation; negative regulation of transcription by RNA polymerase II; positive regulation of transcription by RNA polymerase II. The transcript has 8 exons. Bases 355 to 2874 code for a protein of 839 amino acids.